This is a messenger RNA of Gryllus bimaculatus (two-spotted cricket), 1527 nucleotides long. The record is from the annotation of a GenBank genome assembly. NCBI's taxonomy places the organism in Eukaryota, Metazoa, Arthropoda, Insecta, Orthoptera, Gryllidae.
GUUGCAGACAGCGCGCCCGGGGGCGGCGGCCACUCGGGGCACGGCUCGUCUGGCGGCACAUCCAAGCCCCCGUGGAACGAAACGUGGACGGACAAACUGAAGAGCCACCUGCUCGACCACUACGACAAGUUCGCGCGCCCGGCCCAGUACAGCAACACCACCGUCGUCGUGGUGGACAUGACCUUCCGGCACGUCGACCUGGAUGAACUAAGAUCCAUCAUGACAGUACACGGUUGGGUGAAAAUGAGCUGGAUUGACGAGAAACUGAAGUGGUCGGAGAGCGAGUGGGGUGGCUUGGGGGUGCUGCACAUCGCCGAUCACGAGAUUUGGCAACCUGAUAUCGUGCUAUACAACAGCGCGACGGGCAACACCAUCGACCACUACGGCAACACGCACUGCCUCGUGUACCCCAACGGCGAAGUGCUGUGGGUGCCGCCGUCGCAGUUUAUCGUGUUCUGCGCGCUGGACCUGCGGCGGUGGCCCUUCGACGAGCAGACGUGCCACCUGCGCCUGGGCUCCUGGACCUACGACGGCGAGCAGGUGGAGCUGCAGCUGGGAGACCGCGGCGCCGAGAUCGAGCUGAUGGAGACGAAUAGCGAGUGGGAGGUGGUGCGCGUGACGGAGCGGCGCAACGUCAAGGUGUACGCGUGCUGCGACGAGCCCUACAUCGACGUCACCUACAACGUCACCGUGCGCCGCCGCUCGCCCACGUACAGCGCGCUCGUGCUCACCCCCGCCACAGUGAUUGUGCUGAUGACGCUGUCGGUGUUCUGGCUGCCGCCCACGGCCGGCGAGAAGCUGCUGCUUAGCUGCACCACGGCGCUUAUCAUCUGCCUCUUCCUGCUCUACUUCUCGCAGCAGCUGCCUGCCAUGGCCGGACACACCCCGCUCAUAGGAGCGGAGCUAACGAUAUAUGGAGCAGCAGGUGCGAGGACCAAAAGCUGGCCAUGUUGUGGUGUCAAAAUUGCUGCACCUCUGUGUUGCAAAAACGUAGUGGUAUUCUGGUUGUCGAGACAUAUUGAGCCAGUCGUCAGUUUUCCGUGUCAUGUGGUCGUCCAAACUGAUGGCCGGCGGGGCGGGGCGGGGUGGGGCAGUGCUGUUUUACAGCUCCAGCCUGUACCUGGUGUGCGUGUCGAUGAUGGUGUCGGUGGUGGUGCUGAACCUGGCGCGGCCACCCGGCGUGUCGCCGCCGCCCUGGGCGCUGCGGGCGCUGCUGCACGGCUGGCCCGGCUGCCUGCUGGGGUUGAGGGGCCUCGCGCCCCCGCGCACGCAGGGCGGACUGCUGGGCGCGGCGGCGGAGGAGCUGCGCCGCGAGCACGCGUCCGGGGGCCGGGGCAGGCGUCGCGGGCGGAAGCGGUAUCGCGUAUCUGCGUUGUUUUCUCGAAGGACGAGGCGCCGCCUGCAGGCCCCAGCCGCGCCGCCGCCGCCGCGCGCGACUGGCUGCUGCUGGCCACGGCCGUGGACCGCGUCGCCUUCCUCGCCUACUGCCUGCUCUUCGGCGUGCUUGCCGCCGUCUACGCCGUCUGA